This is a messenger RNA of Punica granatum (pomegranate), 797 nucleotides long. NCBI's taxonomy places the organism in Eukaryota, Viridiplantae, Streptophyta, Magnoliopsida, Myrtales, Lythraceae. The record is from RefSeq and is a predicted model, not a curated record.
AUUUCUUGCAAAUUCAAUCCCAAGCAAAGAAGAAUUCUUUCAAAUUUCAAUCGUCGGUGGAUACGAGUUCUCUAAGUUUGCAUCCUUCACGAAAGUGUCAGGUCAUUACACAAUUGAUGGGGGGCCAAUCCUCGAAAAGUGUUCACGAAUUCAUAGUCAAGGAUGCCAAGGGGAAUGAUGUCAACCUCAGCCAGUAUAAGGGGAAGGUUCUGUUGAUUGUCAAUGUUGCAUCUCAAUGUGGCUACACCGACCAACACUAUGCCGAGAUGGCUCAGCUGUAUGAAAAAUACAAAGACCAAGGAUUGGAAAUUCUGGCAUUUCCAUGCAACCAGUUUGGAGCUCAGGAGCCCGGGACGAAUGAGGAGAUCCAAGAGUUAGCUUGUAAUCGAUUCAAAGCCAAAUAUCCCCUCUUCGCUAAGAUCGAUGUGAACGGGCAGAAGCAGACUCCGCUGUACAAGUACCUGAAGUCGAGCAAAAGCGGGUUAUUUAGGGAAAGCAUAAAGUGGAAUUUCACCAAGUUUCUCGUCGACAAGCAGGGCAACGUUGUUGGACGUUUCACACCCGAAAACACGCCCCCUGGUAUCGAGAAGGACAUAAAGAAACUGCUGGGCGUUGCUUCGACAAACGAAUGAAUGACCGAUCGGCACACCAAACAAAGCUACACAAAAACAAUUCGGCUAGUUUAGGGACAUGCCAUAUAACAGUGAAUGUGAUCUUAGAGUUGCUAAACUGAACCGAUUAUCAUUCUGAUAAUUGAGUGCAUUGCAUUUAUUAUAUCGUACUUUGUUUCUUCUUUU